This is a messenger RNA of Homalodisca vitripennis (glassy-winged sharpshooter), 496 nucleotides long. RefSeq lists its product as uncharacterized. The record is from RefSeq and is a predicted model, not a curated record. The coding region runs from base 95 to 403 and encodes 102 amino acids. Lineage: Eukaryota; Metazoa; Arthropoda; Insecta; Hemiptera; Cicadellidae. The transcript is spliced from 3 exons.
CAUAGAGCAUAAAUGAUGAUGAACUGCAGUAAAUGAAAUGUAGAUACUUACAAACUACAAAAACACGUGCAAUCUGUGUAUAUAAAGCAUUGGAAUGCAAAACUUGUAUCACUUAAUUACAAUCCUUUUUUUACGUGAAACCAUGAUGUGGUCUGUAGUGCUAGCUGUGAGUCUCAGUUUGCUAUUGAUGGAGGUUAUCCCCACAUCGCAACAACCUAUUUUAGUCGAUGGUGAAUUAUCCUCUAAAAUGUUUCACGCUCUUGAAAAUUUUGUUCCAUCACGUCCAUUUGUCAAAAGGGAUGUGAGUGAUGAAAUUGAACGUGUCGCUGCCAUGAACAGUGAAGAAUCAAAACUUAUUGGAGGUAAGUUUUGUCGGCCUCCAAAUAAAUACACACGUUGUUAAAACUGACCUCGAUGUGUCGCAGCUCUAAAUUCACCUUCUGCUUCUCUGUUCCUUCCUUGUUGCAUUAACCUUGUAAAUAAUAAUGUUUGUUAA